AUGGAUUCUGCGCGUGAGCAUUGCGCAGGAGCCGGGCCGGUGCCGCCGCCGAAUUCUCCGAAUGCUCGAGCCGAGCUCGAGCCGCUCGACCUGCAGGAUGGACUGCGCAGUGGGCACCGGCGAGGUGCCGCGGACAAUCUGUGGAACGACCUGGCUGCAUAUUUGCAACCGCAGGAAGCCUCCGCAGAACGGCUCAGCAUUCUCAGCAGCACCUUGGAGGACAUUUUGAUGCCCUUUGGAGUGGUGGACCCCACUGUCGCCUUGGGUUGUCCACUGGGCACCAGCGCGGCCCUGCAGGAGCUUGCAUCGGUUUGCGUUGGGCUCCUGGGUGAGGGUUGUCUACAACGUGGUCUCAGGCUUCUUCAUCUCUCCAAGCUGUUUAUGUUGUUCCAAUUCAACGACUUUGGCGCCUGGUUCAGCUUCUCCCGAUGGCGCACAGAUAUGCAGCGCAUCGCCAGUUCGUCACAGGCUCUUCACUCAGCUGCCAAGAGCCAAACCGCUGGCGCUGUGGGCGCUGUGGAUGUGGUGGAUCCCAGCUUCAAAGAGCCAGGCUGGCGAAUAGGUUUAGUCACCUACUGCAAUUACAACAAUAGCGCCACGAAUCUCACAGCGCAGUCACGAAGCAGCAAAGGCGCCUAUGCCAAGAAACAUGGCUACAAGCUGUUGCACAUUGAAGAGCCUUUCGUGACGCAGGCACAUCCGUGGAUGAACAAACUCAUUGCAAUCCAACGGAACCUGGAGGACUAUGACUGGCUCUUCUGGGUGGACUGCGAUCUGUUUUUUAUGAAUCCAGCGAAAACAGUUGAUGCGCUAAUCCAUGCAGCCUUCACAAGGACGCCAGAUGCCUCAUUGUUGAUUGCGGAGGAUGGAAUGAUGCUGAAUAGCGGCUCUUUUCUUCUCCGGAACAAUGCCUGGGGCAAGGACUUUCUGGCGCGAACUGUUGAUCUACUUUCAGCACCAAUGCCACAGUCCUUUCAGCACAUGCCAUGGCAUGAGCAGGCACCAUUGAUGUAUUUGGGUCUGGUGCCGUCCGUCUUGGAGGGGCUGCAGUCGCCAUCUAUGCCGGGUCCACUGUCUGCCGGCUACGAUUCGCACGUGGUACUGCUAAGGCAGAGAGCCUUGAACUCCUAUCCACAAGAGUUGGUGCAGAAGACCAAGCAUGCUUUGCCUCACGACGGCUUUGAGGAGGGAGACCUCGUCAUCUCCUUCAAUGGCUGUUCCUCGGUCUUGGGACGCGACUUUUGCGAGGACAUGUACCAGCGCUACCAUGAUGAGUCAGCCUGA
This is a messenger RNA of Cladocopium goreaui, 1284 nucleotides long. The record is from the annotation of a GenBank genome assembly. NCBI's taxonomy places the organism in Eukaryota, Dinophyceae, Suessiales, Symbiodiniaceae.